CCAGCUUUCUGACCAACCUGUCCCCCUUGUCCUCUGUCUAGACCUUGUGCUGCUAGCGUGUAACUGGACCACUAUGGGGGACAGCUUUUUCGUCUGUCACCACUUGGCGGCGCUCUAUGCAUACGGAUAUGUGCUGACGCGAGGCGUGCUUCCUUACUUCGCCAACUUCCGCCUCAUUUCAGAGUUGUCCACGCCGUUUGUGAACCAAAGGUGGUUCUUCGAGGCAUUAAAGUACCCCCGCUCGCACCGGUUGGUGGUGAUAAACGGCGUCGCCAUGGCGGUGGUGUUCUUCCUGGUGCGCACCGCGGUCAUGCCGUCGUACUGGGCCAGUGUUUUCGCCACCUUCGGGACGGAGGACUUCGAGCGGCUGGGCUUGGGCGCCCAGGUGGCCUGGAUCACCUCCUGCAUCGCCCUGGAUAUCUUGAACGUUAUCUGGAUGUAUAAAAUCGCCCGCGGCUGCUACAAGGUCCUGACCGGGAGGGCGGGGGCGCGGAAGGCGAAGGGAGCGGCAGCGCAGGAGGAGUCUCCGUCGGACGGGAAGCACGUCAACAACCACACAGAUUAAAAAACUAAAAUAAGAGACGUAGAGCAAACGGAUAUGUAGACACGGACAGGCGCAGGAAGGGAGGCUGGACGUCCUCCAGGAACCUUGCAGCCUCUCACUGUCGCUGCAGCCUCAGCGUCCCUCCCUCCAAUCACAGAACCUCAGCCCUCGUCCCCCUUGUAGUUGGCUAGCGGACCGGGCUAACCGCAGCACGGACCCCGGACCCCGGACCCCGACCGGAGACAAAGACCCGAAUCUUUGGCUCACUCAGGCCCCAGCCUGUGCAGACUCAGUGUUAAGCCUGCUGGGCUAACGUUCAGUCUCAGUGACAAAAGCAAAGCUCACAAGCACACUUUUUAACUCCAUUUCUCCUUCGCCUCGUUCGUCCCUUUUGUCCCCCGUCCCCCCGUCCCCCUUCGUGAUCAACUUCAGCCAAAGCCUGAUCCUGUGAAGUGCCUGUGAAAGACAGGAAAAAGCAAUAAUUGUGGAGGAAGCGAGAGUCACGAAGUCUCAACAGAGCUUUAGCCCUUCAGACGACGACCAUCUCCAGAUCUGCUCCCGACAAACUACAACAAAAAACUGGAGGUUUCUUCCGGCAUCCGUCCGCCGACCGGGAGACGCGCGGCCCGCGGGGCGACGUCCUCUCACAUCAGACCCGUACAGUGUUUGUGAACCUAUAGGGCUCUAGUCUUAAUCUUAAUCUCAUCAGACCUCACAAAAAGAGACAGAAAAAAACACCACAAUGCCUAUUCUGCAGUAUCACCUGCUGUGGCCUCCUUGUGACAAAAACA
Molecule: messenger RNA, 1335 nt
Organism: Etheostoma cragini (Arkansas darter)
Lineage: Eukaryota; Metazoa; Chordata; Actinopteri; Perciformes; Percidae
Gene: tlcd4b
Product: TLC domain containing 4b
Exons: 3
Coding region: 74-565 (163 amino acids)
Biological process (GO): lipid homeostasis
Cellular component (GO): endoplasmic reticulum; membrane
Source: RefSeq, a predicted model, not a curated record